CGCCCCGCCUACAUAGCCUACGGAUCUCUGCAGACCAGCCUUGCGCUCCUUGACAUAAUUCAGCAGACCGCUCAGCAUCUAGCCCUAUAUUGAGGAGGCGGUGGGGAGGUGGUGAGGCAAAUCAGAGAGUGCAACAUCCUGUAAUUAUGCUAGGUAUCGCGCCUCCGCGUCUGCAUCCACGUGUUUGCACGAGCGACCCGACGCCGGUUCGGUCGGAAGACUCGACCUGUUGUACCCGUCCAUCACUUUCCCUCCAACAUACAUUCACAAUGGGAGGAGGCGCGAGAUAUCCGUACCCCAAGCAAGUCUGGUCACCAGCUGGCGGCUGGUGGACACGACCCGCGAACUGGAAAUCGAACACCGCCAUUGCUUUCGCCGGUAUUCUCGCAGUCGUCUACGCCGGCUGGAGCUGGAGCGCAGAGAAGGAGGCACGUUCAUCCUUACCACACCUCUCUUACAUUCCUUGACAUUCGACUGGUAGGCCAAUCGCUUAAUGUCCC
Molecule: messenger RNA, 500 nt
Organism: Rhodofomes roseus
Lineage: Eukaryota; Fungi; Basidiomycota; Agaricomycetes; Polyporales; Fomitopsidaceae
Exons: 4
Coding region: 147-467 (106 amino acids)
Source: RefSeq, a predicted model, not a curated record